Molecule: messenger RNA, 405 nt
Organism: Brassica oleracea var. oleracea
Lineage: Eukaryota; Viridiplantae; Streptophyta; Magnoliopsida; Brassicales; Brassicaceae
Product: ethylene-responsive transcription factor-like protein At4g13040
Exons: 2
Coding region: 1-399 (132 amino acids)
Biological process (GO): regulation of DNA-templated transcription
Molecular function (GO): DNA binding; DNA-binding transcription factor activity
Source: RefSeq, a predicted model, not a curated record
AUGUCUGAGAUGAGUAAUAAAGAAUUGGCCAAUUAUUUCACCUUUUUAUUUUAUCUCCCAUUUACAGACCAGCCGCUGAAACGAAGAAAGCGGCAUAGAAGAAAGCAAGUAAAGAACCAAGAACCAUGUUUGAUGAGAGGAGUCUAUUACAAGAACAUGAAAUGGCAAGCAGCCAUUAAAGUUGAGAAGCGACAGAUCCACUUGGGAACUUUCUCUUCUCAAGAAGAGGCUGCUCGUUUAUACGAUAGGGCUGCUUUCAUGUGUGGAAGGGAACCAAACUUUGAGCUCUCGGAAGAGGAUAAACGAGACCUCAAACAACAAAGCUGGGAAGGGUUUUUGGCUUGCACACGCCGAAAAAUUACCAACAAAAGUAUGCUUUUGCUACUAAAGCAACCAUAAUAUAUG